Messenger RNA from Pangasianodon hypophthalmus (striped catfish), 3875 nucleotides. It is a transcript of the gene mlh3, whose product is annotated as mutL homolog 3 (E. coli). The record is from RefSeq and is a predicted model, not a curated record. Bases 316 to 3780 code for a protein of 1154 amino acids. Lineage: Eukaryota; Metazoa; Chordata; Actinopteri; Siluriformes; Pangasiidae. Gene Ontology annotation, biological process: mismatch repair. Gene Ontology annotation, molecular function: ATP binding; mismatched DNA binding; protein binding. Gene Ontology annotation, cellular component: mismatch repair complex. The transcript has 13 exons.
UCCCGAGCGAGAAAUUUGCGGAGCCGCCAUUACUAAGAAGGAGACUAUUUUAAAAAUCGUACUGCGUCACAGGAAACACGUUAGCGGCACCCCGUCUAAGAGACCGCACCACUUCCGGUAGAGUUCAAAACAACAUGUGUGGAUGAAAGAGAAGUACACCGAUGCAGGAAAGAAAAUGGCUUUCUUCUUCUUCUGGUGGUGCUUCUUUAUCAGGGUGUUGAGCUGUGUUUUAAAAAUGUCUCACGGAAAUGGCUGUUUACCAUCACAAACCAUCUGAAACAUGACCUGAGCUGUUACUGUUACUGAGACCCGAGAAUGAUCAGAAGUCUGUCGAAAGAAGUUCAAUCACACUUGCGCUCUGGAGUUGCCAUUUUCUCAUUGCAGCAAUGCGUGGAGGAGCUUCUACUGAACAGCAUUGAUGCCGGAGCAACAUGUGUGGCUGUGAAGAUAGACAUAGAGGCCUGCAAAGUUCAGGUCUUAGACAACGGCUCAGGCAUGGACCGAGAGAACAUGGAGAGGGUCGGGACCAGGUAUUGCACGAGCAAAUGCAGCUCCAUUGAAGAUUUGGAUAAUCUUUGCUUUUAUGGGUUCAGAGGAGAAGCAAUUGCCAGCAUGGCCACCAUGGCAACCAUGGUAGAAAUCACCUCUCGCACUAAGACAUCUGUGAAAACAUUUGUUAAAAGGUUUCACGAAGGUAAGGCGUCAGAUGUUUUCGAGGCGCAGACUACUCGCCCAUCAGCCGGGACGACAGUCCUAAUUUGUAACUUCUUUCACAACCUGCCAGUCAGGAGAAAAAGGAUGGACUCUGUGCUGGAGGUGGAGCGUGUUCGUCAGAGAGUGGAGGCCAUAUCGCUGAUGCAUCCAUCUGUGUCAUUUACUGUCAAAAGAGAUUGUUCAGACACACUCCUGGUACAGAUUCCCAAAGCCAGGAAUACUUACUACAGAUUUGUUCAGAUCCAUGGAUUGAAUAGGGCCCAGAAGCUCGGAGAGGUGAAUUAUACGCAUGGACAGUUUGAAAUGACAGGGCACGUUGGCCGAGAGGGACACUACAACAACAGCCUGCAGUUCCUCUUCGUGAACGGACGACUUCUUCUGAAAACACGUCUUCACAAACUACUCAAUUGCCUUCUCAGGAGACCGAGUAAUGUCCAAACCAGCAAUCUAAAUGUGUCCGCUGUCAUCCCAAGCCCUAAACAAAAAGGCAGUGCUGAUUUACAUGGAGUUUACAUCAUUAAUAUCAAGUGUCCCUAUUCGGAGUAUGAUGUGUGCCUAGAGCCAGCGAAGAGUCUUAUAGAAUUCAAAGACUGGGAUAGCGUGCUCUUGUGCAUCGAGGAAGGCAUAAAAGUGUUCCUUACAAAGGAGAACUUAGUAUCAGAGUGUUCUGUGAGUGACAUCCAAAGCUUUGGGGAAAAGGAAAGCAGUCCAGGAGGGAAUGUAAAUAUUGAAGACACAGGAAGGUUACCAGUUCCUGAAAAAAACUUUGGGCAAGAUGAAGAGAUGCCUGAACCAGUGCGAUCAAAUACAGAGUCUGAAACGAAUUCAGAUUCAGACCCUGAAGAAGAAGAAAUGGUGAACAAUGACGCCAUUGACGAGCCUUUGCAGGAAUUGCUUGAAAAUGUUCAAAACACAGAGUGCACUGAUGAUAGGGAAGACAAUACCUCGUCACUUUGUGUUAGCAGCAAUAAAAUAACACACUUUGAAAAUUCCAGGAUUGAUGUCAUUGAUCAUAAAGUGGCAUAUGACAGUUUGAGGAGAUUCACUGAACCCAAUCUCAGCUGUGCACCGAAGAGAAAGUUGACAUUACCCCAUGCUCGGAGUCAGACAGACGGCUGCGACUACGGGCCAAAGAUCACUAGGGUCACACCGCAUCGCAAAUUAACACUGUCUUUUGAAACUGGAUCUCUUGACAAAUUCAAGAGGUUGUUUGGAAAAGAGGUUGAAAUGAAACCCCAAACAAUGAACACACAAAUCCCUGAUGUUUUAUGUCCGACAGACUUUUUUGAGAGUUCUGCUUUGAAAGCAAGCAGUAAUUUAGUCUGUUCUGAAAGUGUGCCAGUAGAAGAUCUUGGAGUAGAUCGCUCUUUGUUCAAGGACAAUUCUGUCUUCAAGAAGUUUCAGUGUUCCUCAGCCAGCAAGAGGAACAGAAUAUCAUUAGCGACAAAGCUCUCUCGCAAGGUAGAACAUGAAGAUACAAAAAAUACGCUCAUCAGUGACACAUUGCUUAACCCUUUAACACAAGAUACAGACUUUAUAGAGAAGUUUCCCAAUUCUCUGUCAGUGGUGGUGAACAAUGACGGUGUUUUAAAUCACAGCGUUAUAGCUGAGAACUCCGUAACGACCGAGCCGCAUGAGGUUGACCGUUCAGAUGAACCCACAUUCACUGCUCCCAAUGGACAGGAAAUGUCAACAAGCACCUCCACCUCCACCAGCGAAGACACUGAGCUCACUAAAAAUACGACUUCCCCUAAGCCCGAUAACCCCCAAGGUCAAAUAGUUGACCCUGCAUCACAACAUGACCUAUUGCCCUCCAAAACAGGAAAUGAGGAACAGACUGCAAAUGAAAGCCGGGGCCAUGAGAGUGAUGGAACGAAGCCUGUAUCGAGUGACUGGCUGACACAUUACGAUGAUUCAUUGGGAAAGUUGGUCUACAUCAAUCAAGUAACGGGACUCAGUAAAUAUGAGAAUCCAUCACUGAAGGAGAAUCAAGUACCGUGCUCCGCAAACCUCACCAACAUGGCGGUCAGCGUUGUUUCAAAGACAGGAUUGGAGUACAGAUGCUACCCUUUUCAGACAGACCUUGUAUUGCCCUUUCUCCCCAAACCUAGAGCAGAGAGAGUUCGUAGCACAAGCAUAGAAAAUGGAGGUCCGAGUUCCCUGUCGACUCUUUACUCUGAGUGGAAUAACCCUGUGUUUGUACGACCACCUCAGGUUGCUGUGGAUGUGACAAGUGGCCAAGCCGAAGGCCUUGCUGUGAAAAUCCACAACAUUCUCUUCCCCUACCGCUUCACUAAGGAAAUGAUCCACUCGAUGAAGGUUAUUCAUCAAGUAGACAAGAAAUUUCUUGCCUGUCUCAUUAAUACUACAGUCGAAAAUACCCCAGAGUCUAGUGAAAAUGAAGGAAACCUUCUUGUACUGGUCGAUCAACACGCAGCUCAUGAAAGGGUUCGCUUGGAGGCGCUUGUGACAGAGUCUCAUGAGGACGACCCGGACACACCAGGUAAAAAGAGACUGUGUGCAUCAAGUGUAAGUCCUCCCCUGGAGAUCCAUAUGACUGAGGAAGAGAUAAGACUGCUGAGUUUGUAUCAGCUUUCCCUAAGAGACCUGGCUCUCGAAAUAAGCUUCCCUCAGACAGAGCAGUCGUCUGUGCUCGUGGAGCGACUCCCCACCUGUUUCGUAGAGAAAGAGAACACAGAAAAGCGGCGUGGCAGACGUAGUGUCAUCAAGUCUAUCGCAGAGGAAUACUUACGAGAGCUGAUUGAGGCUCUGCAGUCAACAGGAAGAGUAAAAGUCACUUUGCCUCUAACAGUCCACAAUGUCCUUGCUUCACAAGCUUGUCAUGGAGCAAUAAAGUUCAAUGAUGAGCUGAGUAAAGAGGAGUGCUGCAGUCUGGUGGCGUCCCUCUCGUCCUGCCAGCUGCCCUUCCAGUGUGCUCACGGACGGCCCUCCAUUCUUCCUCUAGCUGAUCUUCUCCACUUAGAGGAUGAACAGGAGCUCCCCAAACCAAAUCUCAGGAAAUUGAGAAGAAUGUACAAGGCAUGGCAACUUUAUGGAAAUAAUUAAUUUGGGCAAAACAUGAAAUUUCAGAGAGGAAAGCACAUUCAAUUUACAAUUUCAAAUUCAAAAUUUUUAAAUUAAAUUAUUUAUUUUAAUAUGAA